CGGUUUCCGGCUUGUUUCGUUGAACCACGUUUCAAAAGAUAAAUAUUAUUUUUUCAGCUAUGCUGGCCAACUGUGUUAUAAGAAAAAUAGAUAAGAUUAGUGAAAACAUAAUCCAAAAAAAGAUUACCAGUUGAUGACACUAACAAUCGCUUUUUCCGCGGAACAUUUAAUAGCAACUGCAAAGUCCAAAGGUAUUCAUUUGACAGCUACUUGUAUAUUAUCAAAUUAUCUCCGGUCAUGCAUUACACUGCUUAGAUCGCGAGUAAGUUCUCAAUGUCUUAUCAAAGUGGCAGAAGGUUAUUUCUUCCCAAGCCUAUCAGGCAAUUGUUGUUCAUCUACCGCACCAGCCAUGAAACGUUUAAACGAUAAAGUUGCAAUAGUUACAGCAUCCACAGAUGGCAUUGGCUUUGCAAUUGCGAAGCGGCUCGCACAAGAAGGGGCGAAGGUCGUGAUUAGCAGGAGGAAGGAGAUGAAUGUCCAAAAAGCCGUGCAAGAAUUGAAAAAGGAUAAAUUGGAAGUAUUCGGACUAAAGUGCCAUGUUGGGAAUGCUGCCGACCGGAAAAGAUUAUUUGAAGAAACUAUAAAGAAAUAUGGGAAACUGAACAUUCUUAUCUCGAAUGCAGCCACAAACCCUGCUGUUGGACCGGUCCUGGACUGUGAGGAAGGUGUAUGGGAUAAAAUUUUCGAUGUGAAUGUGAAGUCUUCUUUCAUGCUUGCAAAGGAAGCACUUCCUUAUAUCCGGAAUCAAGGAGCAGGUGGCAGUAUUGUAUUUGUGUCGUCGAUUGCCGGACUGAAUCCAUCUCCAUUAUUAGGAGCCUAUUCCGUAAGCAAGACAGCUCUGUUCGGUUUGACCAAGGCAGCUGCACAAGACCUCGCAAGGGAAGGCAUUCGUGUAAACUGCUUAGCUCCAGGAAUCAUCCAAACUAAAUUUUCUUCUACGUUACACGAAAGCAAAACUGCAAACGAAGCUGCCCUUUCCACUAUUCCAAUGAAUCGUCUGGGUAGUUCGGAAGAAAUGGCUGGAGUAGUGGCAUUCUUAGUUUCGAAUGAUGCUAGUUAUAUUACCGGUGAGACAAUCGUUGCUGCCGGUGGAGCGACCAGUCGGUUGUAAAUAAGGAGUCAAAUUAAGUGCAGGCAGGGAGUACUAUAUAAAAGGUGCUAAUUAAAUCUGCCUCAAAAUUAAUUCUGUCUUCCGAGAAGUUAUAUUGAAUUACAAGAGUUUGAAUGGUAUAAAACUGAAGGUUACGUUUUAUGUUCAAAUUGUUUACAAUGGAUAAAGACUAUUAAAAAGAAAUUAUUGGUAUCAAAGUUAAUUUUUAGGUAAUCAGAG
Hermetia illucens (black soldier fly) is the source of this 1330-nucleotide messenger RNA. RefSeq names its product dehydrogenase/reductase SDR family member 4-like. Bases 134 to 1111 code for a protein of 325 amino acids. The record is from RefSeq and is a predicted model, not a curated record. Gene Ontology annotation, molecular function: carbonyl reductase (NADPH) activity. NCBI's taxonomy places the organism in Eukaryota, Metazoa, Arthropoda, Insecta, Diptera, Stratiomyidae. The transcript is spliced from 4 exons.